AUGGCCCAGGAAUCAAAUGAGGGUGUUGAUGAGUACUUAAAAAGUGUUUAUUACAAUCCAAAACGUCCGGGAAGUUACGGGGGCGCGGAGAAUUUAUAUCGCGAUGUGAAAGAGGAGGGAAAGAUUAAAUUAAGUCGAAAACAAAUUUUAGAAUGGUUGAUGAGUCAAGAUGCGUAUACUUUACAUAAAUCAGCUCGCCGAAAUUUCAAGAGGAAUCGUGUUUUUGUGGGAGGCAUAGACGAAGAAUGGCAAAUGGAUUUAGCAGACAUGCAGUCUUUGAAACAAUACAACGAUGGGUAUCGAUACUUGCUUGUCUGUAUAGAUGUAUUUUCAAAAUAUGCAUGGUUAGUUCCAAUCAAGUCAAAAACAGGACCUGCUAUAGUCGAAGCGUUUAAAGUCAUUUUAUCAUCUGGUAGGAAGCCUCAAAAGAUUAUGACGGAUCAAGGAACAGAAUUUUUUAAUAAACCAUUUCAAACUCUAUUGAACGGUGAAAAUAUUCAACUUUUCAAUACAUUCAACGAGACAAAGGCUUCCGUUGUCGAGAGAGUAAUUCGUACCUUCAAAGCAAAGAUGUGGCGCUAUUUUACGGCAAAGAAAACGAUGAGAUACGUUGACAUGUUACCGGACUUAGUUUAUUCCUAUAAUAAUAGUCGGCAUCGUAGUAUAAAGACAAAACCCGCCCUUGUCAAUGCAGAAAAUGAGGAUGAUGUAUUUCAUACAUUGUACGGCAGUGUUUUUGAUAAUCUACAGCCUGUAAAAUAUAAGUUUAAAAUCGGCGACAAGGUUAGAGUAAGUAAAAUUAAACGAAAAUUUGAAAAGGGUUAUUUACCAAACUUUUCAAAAGAAAUAUUCACUGUAAGUAAAACAUUACCUCGAAAUCCACCAGUAUAUAAGCUUAAAGAUUAUGACGACGAAGAGCUCAAGGGAACAUUUUAUGAUAAAGAACUUCAAAAAGUUAUUAAACAUGAUGACGUAUAUGAAGUCGAGAAAAUUCUUAAAAAACGAGGAAAGGGGCAAAAUGUACAGUAUUAUGUAAAAUGGUUAGGUUACCCAAAUAAAUUUAAUUCGUGGAUACCUGCAUCACAAAUGAAUGAACUUUAA
Messenger RNA from Paramuricea clavata, 1101 nucleotides. The record is from the annotation of a GenBank genome assembly. NCBI's taxonomy places the organism in Eukaryota, Metazoa, Cnidaria, Anthozoa, Malacalcyonacea, Plexauridae.